UUUAAUCUCAUGUUUUAGCUUAGCCCAUGAAGUAAGCUAGUUAGCUAAUGCUAGCAAGGAUAACUACAUUAGUGUUAGCUGCGCUAGUUUGUCCUGUUGACAAGUGGAUUCGUGUGUUGAAGCUGCAACUUGGCUGUUGUUCAUGAUAUUAACUUAUAGGCAUGCAUUGCAUUAAAAUAACGCUUGAUAUCUUCACCCCGUUAUAAUGUUCAGAAUUGCUAACACAGCUUAACAGCAUGAAAAAUAUUGCUAAUUUGUUUAGUCUACUAUCUAGUUUAGAUAUGUAGCUAUCUAAUGUGCUAACUGUGCAGUUGUUUUAAAUGUUAUUUUUUUAUUCAGUGUCGAAUAGGGACCGGUUGUCAGUGUGAGAGCCUUGUGCUACAGGUCCAUGAAGAAGAACGAGUCACCACACAGUUUACGAGUAGGGAGGAGGAAGUGUAGGGCUAAAGCAGGGGUUUCAGAUUUCAGUCCUGUGUCCACAGCACUGCAAAGUUUAGCAUUAAAUUAUUUUUAAUUUUAUAUAACUGUAUCGUUCUGAAAUUGGAAUAACAUUGAGCUGUUGGUAUCCUGGAGCUGAGUUUGAAACUCUGUGGCAGUGUUUCUCAGUCCUGUUUCUAACUGCUCCACACAGUUUUAAAUAUUCUAUGAUUCAACAUACCAAGUAUUGAAUGUACAUGAUCUAGCUCCAACUGCUUAUCAAACCAACUGUUUAUUAAGUUAUUAGUGAAGUGGAUAAUGUGUGUUGAGCUAUGUGAAUUACCACAAUGAAUGAAGGAAUGAAUAUUGGUAUCUGGAGUCCCCAGAGUCAGUCACAUGAACGCCAUACUUUACAGUUUUUUGUGUUCCUCCAAUAUGACAUUUUUUUACUUAGUUAAUGAGCUGAAUCUGGUAUAAUAAAUGAGGAAAAGCACUAAAAUAUGCAUGACAUGGGGUCUCAGUGACUGGGUUGGAGUCUCUGUUUGCCGUUAAGUUCAGAUGUUCACUGUUUUUGACUAACAAGACUAACAAAAGUUAAGGGGUUUGUUGACAGGAUAGACAGAUACAUGUCUCAGGAUUAUGUAUAACUUGAGGAUUAUUUUAAUGUCAGUGACAAAGCCUAUCCAUGUUCUGUAUGCAAAAUCUAUUGUCAUAAAAUAAGCAAGCGGGUCCAGGUUCCAUUCUUGGGGUUCUUAUGCCAUGCACAUUUUUUUUCUCCAUUUUAAAACACUUUUUUUUACUCAGCCCCACCCACAAUGAUCUUAAUUUGCUAAAUAGGUCAAUCAGGUUUUAGAAAAGGUAAAACACAAUGUGUGAUAUGGGAUCCCCAGGACUGGUAUACGGAACCCCUGAAUUAAACAAAGUCAUUAAAAAAUUUGCUUACCCUCUUACAGAUUGGACUUUCUGAUUCAUCUCCUGUUGUGCUGACACACAUGCUGUUCAUGUGUCGCAGGCACUGCCCUAUGCAACCAUAUAGUGGCUUUGCUUUUUCAAACUGCACAUUUUUCUCAGCUCAGUGUGCCAGUCGUUCCCCCUGUGCACAGCUGUACUGAAACUGAACAGCGCUGGCACAAAUCUCGGACAAUCGGUGUAAAGCCAGGACCAAUCAACAACAUGGUGAUCACAAAACCUGUGCCAAAUCGAACAUCUCAAGGUGGAGUUAGGAGUGGACUCUACAGGGGCAUGGUGGGCCCUUUACCGGAUCCAUGGAUGUUUAGAGUGACAGAGGCCUAUGAAAAAUUCAGCCUUGAAGACAAACCACUGGUGACCACUAUGGGCAUGGCACCCCACAAGCCAGCUGUGAAGUGUGCAUUUGGUAUGGUGCAGGAAGGCAGUGUUCUGUCAUAUCAGCAGCCUGUUUUACCAUCACGACACAUCACUCUCCACCCUCAUGUGCCAUCAACCCCACUUCUUCCUCUAAAAGACCACCACCUUGAUGCACCCACCUGUGCUUUUGUGUGCACUGAACAGGAACUCUUUCACCUGAAGUCUUUGGAGGUGUCACUUGAUAUGGCUCACAAAAUUGAGAUGUCAACUCGGGAGCAGAGUUCUUGUGCUGACUGGCAUCUGCUCCGCAAGCCUAGAGUAACAGCGUCACGUUUUCGUGAGGUGUGCCAUGUCAGAGGGCAUAGCUCUGCAGAGUCCCUUGCUGAACGCAUCAUCAGAGGUACCAGACAGACGGCAGAAAUGAAGAGGUCUAGAGAUGGAGUCCGGAGCAGCAUCUGAGUAUUGCAGGAUACUCAAUGUAAAUUACACACCAUGUGGCCUCAUCAUCCACCCAGAUGCUCCCUGGCUUGGUGCAUCCCCUGAUGGUGUCGUAUUUGACCCCACUGAAUACCCCCAGUUUGGCUUGGUCGAGAUUAAAUGCCCUAAUGUGAAGAAUUACAUUGACUGUAAGUAUCUGUAUAUGGAGUACGCAUGUUCAAAACUAAAAAAGACACAUGCGUAUUACUGGCAGAUUCAAGGUCAGUUACUAAUCAGCGGGCUUCACUGGUGUGAUUUUGUGGUGUGGGCUCAGGAGGAUUUUUUUUGUGGAGCGGGUUUAUAUGGAUGCAGAUGUACAGAGACAAAUUCGUGAGAAGACAUUUAUUUUACUUCUACACAUAUAUGACAAAAUAUCUGUCAUUGAAAUGUUAACAUGUUCUAUACAGAAAUUACAAUCUUUUUUAAAUCAUAUGUUCACUUAUUUAACAGUAUUUGUGCUUUUGUUAAACAGCACAUUGUGUUUUUAAUGUAAAGAACCUGGAAAUAUGUUUAUGAGAAUUAUUUACAGUACAAAUGUAAAUGUUACAAAUUAUUCAUAUGUAAUUAAUUAUUGUUUGAUUAAUUAAAAUAAGAGCUUUAUUUAA
This is a messenger RNA of Pygocentrus nattereri (red-bellied piranha), 2825 nucleotides long. RefSeq lists its product as uncharacterized. NCBI's taxonomy places the organism in Eukaryota, Metazoa, Chordata, Actinopteri, Characiformes, Serrasalmidae. Bases 1591 to 2202 code for a protein of 203 amino acids. The record is from RefSeq and is a predicted model, not a curated record. The transcript is spliced from 3 exons.